Molecule: messenger RNA, 687 nt
Organism: Phyllotreta striolata
Lineage: Eukaryota; Metazoa; Arthropoda; Insecta; Coleoptera; Chrysomelidae
Source: the annotation of a GenBank genome assembly
AUGGCGAUGAAAUCAAAAACUGGUCUAAGUGCUGUAGCAUUAACAACAAUCGCUUCGAUAUUUGUUGUGAUAUCUUUUUGCACCCCUUAUUGGCUGGUAAAUGAUGGCAAAGUCGAAGAUCCGAAGUUUAUACGAAUCGGACUUUGGGAGGUUUGCUUCAGGAACUUCGAGGACUUUAGGCACCAAUAUGACUACCGUUUCACGGGUUGUUGGUGGGUAUUCGAAGAAGAAUACUACAUAAUAUUCGAUUUUCUAUUACCCGGGUUCUUCAUCGCCACGCAAUUCUUCUUCACCCUAUGCCAAACGCUAGUGCUAGUAGGCGCCUUUCUGACGUGGAUGUACUGCUUCUGCAGUCGAGACCACGACAAGUACAUCCUGUUGCUGUUGAGCAACGGCUCGAUUUUGGCCCUGGCAGGUUUCUGCGGCUUCAUAUCGGUGUGCAUUUUCGGCGCCAACGGAGACAACAGAGACUGGAUGCCCUACUGGCAGCACAACGACUUGAGCUGGUCGUUUGCCUUCGGUUGCAUCGGCUCUCUGUUGCUCAUGCCCGCCGGGGCUUUGUUCUUGGUGGAGGCGAAAAGGGCUAGAUACAGAAGGUUCGGGGAAACCACGCCGAGGAUGCCUCCUGCCCAGUACACUAUGGAGGACCCUCAUAAAGCCACCGCUCCUCAUCAUACUGAUAUUUAA